GAGCAGAGGGGAAUUUCAACUUGGUUGCAGAGGUCACAUUGUUUCUGCCAUUGAAGAUGACUCUGGAAGCCUGUGUCCUGCUGAGCUUGGUAUUGAGCAGCUGUGGUGCUGGGGGAUAUGCUGAACUGUCUACUGUGUGUGGUUCAGAGACAGGUCCUGCUUCUGAGUUGAAUCAGGCAUACAACUUGACACCUGCAGAUCUUUAUAAUCUCAAUGCUAAGUUCAUUGAAAAUGAAAAGGAAACACAGUUCAGGUCCUACCUUAUAAAUAUAAGCUGGAGCCUCAGCAUGGAUGGCAGCAUCAAAGAAUUGACAGCCACCAAGAUAUGUGUGACCAGUCACGGAACUGUUAGACACUUUGAGUGUGUUCGAUGCAGUUACACAGAAAAGUUUCAAAGUCAAACUACAGCAGGGAAUCAAAGAUGGCAGUUCCAUUACACUGGAUUCCCUGUAGAACCAGUCACUAACUAUUUCAUCCAUGCUUACAACCUACCUCCAGCAAAUAUAAAUGAGGAUUCAUCUUCCAAAUCUCUCUCUUUAAUUUCACCAGGCUGUAAUGAUCAUGUAAUGAAAUAUAGCAAAAGCUGCAUAGAAGAAGGAAGUCUAUGGGAUCCAAACAUAACUGUAUGUAAAACAGAGGCAGAAGUGGAAGUGAAUUUUACCACAAGUAGCCUUGGGACAAGAUAUAUUCUAUUCAUCUGUGAUACCGAGGACUGCAAUGACCCUAGCGAGAAAGAGACUAAUGAAACUAGAACAUCUGUUAAACUACCUGUGGGUGAUCGAAGCAACAACAUUAUUGUAAAGAUAAUUCCUUAUUUUCCCAAAUGUCAACAUGAUUGUCCAAGGCGCACAGGAACCUUGACAACGUGCAUUCAAAAUUACAGCAAUGGGGCCAACACAAUUGAUUUGAUUGGAAGAUACAUGUGUUUCAUCCUUGUUGCUAUAUUUAUAACUGUGUGUGUGACUGUUGCUGUACUAUGUUUCAUGAAAAACCAUGAAACAAUUAUGAAGCGAACUUUCUUUCAUCACGCAAACCUACACCAAUUUGUUAAAGUGCUAGUUAUAUAUCCAAAAGAAGUCUGUUUUCAUCAUACUGUCCUAACUUUUGCCAAAUUUCUGCACGACUCUUGCCAGAUUGAUGUUAUUAUAGACAUGUGGCAAAAAAGAAAAAUUGCUGAAAAAGGCCCAGUACAAUGGCUGGCAGCUCAGAAAGAAAUUGCAGAUAAGAUAAUUUUCCUCUGUUCAAGCAAUAUCAGUACUGAGUGUGAUGAGUCCUGUUAUAAAAAUAUAGGAAACCACAAAGAUAACUCUGACUGUAUGUUUGCUCUUGCAUUUAACCUCUUCUGCAGCGAUUUGAAAAACCAGUCUUCUCUGCACAAAUACAUAGUGGUUUCUUUCAAUGAAAUAAAUUCAAAAGAUACCCUACCAGCUGCUCUGAAAAUCUGUCCAAAAUAUUAUCUUAUGAAGGACAUUGACAAUUUUUGUAGACAUCUUUCUAUUCAACAUAGCCAGACCAAUGGCAAAAGUACAAAAAAAGUGAGUGGCUGGCGAUCUAGCAUCAGAUGUAUACCAACUGAGGAAUACAGCAUGGGAAUAAAGGAUAACGGCGAGGAAACAGCAGCAGAAGAGUGCAAUUCCACAAGGCUGUUGAUGGGUUUAAUGUAAGUGUGCCUGUGUGAAAUUGAUUCUGAAUUAAACACGUUUCCUUUCAUAACCCAUCAGCUGAGAGAAUAGAAGCUAAAAAUUUGGAUGGGAAUGGUAGCUGCCCAACUUACAAAGGUAAUUUCUUCUUCCAACAACUAGGAAAAUAGUUUAAAGCCAUGGUGUCAAACUUUUUUGGCUCUGCAGGCCAAACAACAUGCAAGUGCUACAGUUAAUUCCCAGGGCUCCUGGAGUUGCUGUACUUGUACAAUAUUAGAACCCAGGCAUAAGGCAGCUCCCACGCACCUCCAACAGCAUCUAAAACCGCCAUAUAUGUGGAGUGACCAUAGCAUUAACUCUCUCUGGAUUUUAGAGAGCACUAACCUAUUUAGCUCACAGAGGAGGGCUCAUCCAGUCCAGUGUUUUCCAACCAGUGUGCUGCAGCACAGUUGUGUGCAGUGAGGAAUGUCCAGGUGUUCUGUGGAAUUUUGGGCUGGAGCCAAGCCCCGUGCCUGCUGCCACGCAGACAGACAGACAGACGGCAGGCAGUGAUUUGCAUCCACGUACUGUGUUCAGCUGCGCCACCCUACCCCCCUGCCUGGUCCCUCUCCCUGGUCUGUGCUUGGCUGUUCACCACGGCCCCCACCCACUCCACGUUCAGCUGGUAUGCCGCGGGAUGGGAGAGGUCCGGUAAAUGUGCUGUUGGAACCAAAAGGUUGGGAAAUGCUGAUCUAGUCCAUAAAAUGCCCUGUGGGCCAGAUGACCUCUCUCUGCAGGCCAGAUGUUUGACUCCCCUGGUGUAAAGAUAGUAAUUUCACUGUAAAAUAGUUUUGAGAAUUAAGAAAAACAGUGCAGAAUUCUUUAAUUUGGUAUAAAACUAUCACAAUCUAUCAUACUAUGUAAGAAUGAAAAACUUAUAUACAGCAAAAGCUGUGUUAACCAGCACUUUAGUAGCCAGAAAACUAUUAACCGGGAUGCGGCAAAAGCGAAACUGGAAAUACCAGUUCCAGGUUUUCCCGCUGCUGCGAGCAGAGUUCUUGCCACUUCUUCGGCCCAAGGCAAAGCAGCCUGCACAGGGCGCCCCUCCCUGUCCCCCGGCACACUGAUGUUGUGUGUACACCAGACAGUGCACAUUUGAUUAACCGGAAUAUUUGAUUAACCAGCAUCCCCCAUUCCCGGGGGAUGCCGGAUAACAGAGCUUUUACUGUAGAUAAAAAUAUACUUCAAAAAGGCCCUAUGUAGUUUGAGAAAUGACUUGGGUUAAUGUUUAAAUACAUGCUAAUGGAGAAGAUAAGUUCAGCAUGAGAUCCCCUGAAUGAUUGCCUUGUGAAAUGACCCAGUAGUUUGUAUUAUGCUGACUUGAAGUAUUUUUCCUUUACUGAAUUUAAUCUGAAGCUAAAACUUCCA
Messenger RNA from Alligator sinensis (Chinese alligator), 3047 nucleotides. It is a transcript of the gene IL17RB, whose product is annotated as interleukin 17 receptor B. The record is from RefSeq and is a predicted model, not a curated record. NCBI's taxonomy places the organism in Eukaryota, Metazoa, Chordata, Crocodylia, Alligatoridae. Bases 57 to 1664 code for a protein of 535 amino acids. Gene Ontology annotation, molecular function: interleukin-17 receptor activity. The transcript has 11 exons.